This is a messenger RNA of Aspergillus affinis, 1554 nucleotides long. Its product is annotated as feruloyl esterase B precursor. The transcript has a single exon. The record is from RefSeq and is a predicted model, not a curated record. NCBI's taxonomy places the organism in Eukaryota, Fungi, Ascomycota, Eurotiomycetes, Eurotiales, Aspergillaceae. The coding region runs from base 1 to 1554 and encodes 517 amino acids.
AUGCUUUCCCUCUUGAGCCCGUUGCUCUGUUUGAGCGCCAUUCUUUUCGAUGUUGCGUCUGCAUCUAGAUGCUCUUCUAAAUACCUCCUCAAGCCUCACUUGCCAGGCGGUUCCAUUCUUGGAAUCCAUGCCAACGAAGCCCACAACUAUUCUGCAGUGAGCCUUGGUCCUGGAACCAAUGAUGGCGGUCAUUUCACCAUCAGCUUCUGCAAUAUCACGGUCCUACACACCCACCCCGGUUGGAACGACACCAUUACCACCCAAGUGUGGCUCCCACUCGAAGAUUGGAAUGGCCGUUUCCAAGGCCUCGGCGGUGGUGGCUACGGUACAGGAUUCGGCUCUAUCUAUCUCACCUAUGCCGUUGCCCAGGGAUUUGCAUCUGCUUCCACAGAUGGCGGGCAUAGCACUGGAGCGGGAACUAUUCCCACAGACCUCAGCUGGGCUCUCAGCAGCAAGAACAACGUGAACUGGUUUCUAUUUGAGAACUACGCCUCGAAGGCCACCAACGAUAUGGCUCUCAUUGGAAAGCAAAUCACCAAAUCCUACUACCAGAAAGCAGCAAAGUACUCCUACUUCUCGGGAUGUUCGGGUGGCGGGCGGCAAGGCCUUGCUAUGGCUCAAGACUUCCCUGGUUCGUUUGACGGAAUGUUAGCCGUUGCUCCUGCAAUCAACCUGGAGACUUUCAUCCCUGCGGCAUUCUGGCCCACCCAGGUUAUGAAUCAACACCACGCCUACCCAUCACCCUGUGAGGUUCGGGGAUUUGCUCAUGCAGCCGUGAACGCUUGCGAUUUACUGGAUGGGGCUCAAGACGGGAUUAUCAGUGCACCUGAUCAAUGCAACGUCACCGCCCAAAGCUUCGUGGGGCAGGAAUUCACCUGCGAUGGGAAAAAGAGCAAGCUGACUGCUGCCGGUGCACGGGCGGUCCAGGCCGCUUGGUCGGGCUCUGGUAAAGAAGGCUGGUUUGGGGUCAACAAGGAUGCAGAUCUCACCACGAUCUGUGUUCCCACUGCCUGUGCUGCAAAUGGAACCUGUUAUUCAUCCGGAGCUGAUCUGACUGGCAAUUGGUUCCGGUAUCUCGUUGCCAAAGACCCCGAAUUCGCCUUGAACAACAUGACUCAAUCGGAAUUCUUCAAGAACCUCCAUGCCUCAACUCGCCAGUACUCGUCCAUGGUUUCAAACACCAACCCCGACCUCUCGGAAUUCAAGGGAAGUGGUGGCAAGCUGAUCACCUGGCACGGUCUUGCGGACGAAGUUAUUCCUCCCAGAGGGUCAACCAAGUAUUUCGAGGAAAUCUUGAAGAUGGAUCCCAAGGCCAAUGACUUUUACCGUUUGUUUGAAGCACCGGGGGUUGGCCACUGCUAUGGUGGCGGGGGACCGGUCCCGAAUGGAGCGCUCUCUCAACUCAUGGAGUGGGUGGAGAAGGGCAUUGCUCCUGAAACCCUGCACGGCACCAAAGGAAGCAACAAUACGGAACGAGACUUGUGCCUGUAUCCUCGCCAGCAGAAGUUUGUCGGAGGCGAUUCUAGGAAUGCAUCAUCCUUCACCUGCGUCUAG